This is a messenger RNA of Juglans microcarpa x Juglans regia, 1084 nucleotides long. RefSeq lists its product as uncharacterized. NCBI's taxonomy places the organism in Eukaryota, Viridiplantae, Streptophyta, Magnoliopsida, Fagales, Juglandaceae. Bases 1 to 852 code for a protein of 283 amino acids. The record is from RefSeq and is a predicted model, not a curated record. The transcript is spliced from 2 exons.
AUGGCGACCAACCAUGGCAGCGAAGAAAGAAGAAGAAGAAUCUUAGAGAGAGGGUCGGAUCGUAUGGCUCUCAUUACAGGCCGAAUCAAAACUCUCCCAACAUCGCCACCACCAUCCCAAUCAAUAAUAUCAUCAUCAUCAGACCCUCCUCAUCAACACCAUCAUCAUGUGGAUAAUGGGUCUAAUCAUCAUCAUCUUAGGGCAGGUGCUGUGGUUAAGGAUUAUUCCUCUGAUGAUACAUUGCUGAAUAAGGAGAGUACGGAUGAAGAUUCCAGUGGAAAUAAGUUUGGCAUAGGAAGCCCAGGAGAGCCUCAGUUGAACAAAGGCAGCACUAGUAUAGAAGCUCAAGAAAUUCAGACUACUUUGGAUAAUGGGGUCAAAACAAUAGUUCAAAAGACCUCAGCAGAGAGGGACCAGCAGCUUCCAAAACCACGAAGGCGUCAACCUAGACUUUUCACUUCCAAGAGAAUACAUUCCUGCAUUGUAGCUUCUGAGAAUACACGCGUCACUUGUUCUCUCAUAAUAGCAUUCUUGGUUGUUUUUUCUUACGUUGAUUACCCAUUAUUUGGAAGGAACAUAGUGAAUUCGAAGAGUGUUGUAGCCUCAAGGCCUCUUUACAUACUCUUGCUGACUGAUGUAACGAUUGUGUUUGCAAGAGUGUACCUUGAGAAGAGAAGAGAAUUUGAUGAGGCAGAGGAAGAACGAGUGGCACUUCAAGAAGAUGGACAGAACUGGGAAAAAGCAGAGAAGGUUUUGGAGAGAGGCCUGGUGGCGUAUCAGGCUAUCCGUGCCAUUUUCAUUGACUGCAGUGUUUAUGCAGUCGUUGUCAUCUGUGGCCUCUCUCUGCUGUAGAGAAGGUUUUGGGCUCAAUUUGGAUUUCACUUGGUUCCUCAGUUGACCUUCAAGUCUUUUGGCAAUGUCUGUCUACCCACAACCUUAUUUCUAUUCUAUUUAUUCAUUUUAUUUAUCCCUUGUGUGAAUAAAAAUCCUGUAUCAAGGUUGCAUCUCACAGCCCUUCAGUUUCUGACUGAAAACCAGAGAAAUCGAAACAAAGAGCAUGUGUUUUUCCUAAAAAAUGGACGUA